UGUCGAUCAUAAAAAUCAGCUAAUCUUAUUUCCGUCUCAUCUUUCGAUGGAAGCUGCCGCCAAAACUUCGGCAUCAUUCACCUUGUCCUGGAGACGACGGAUUCUGUUUUCGGUAGUCUCUAGAGCACUUGCAGCAGUUAGCCGGAGAGAUGGCACAGUGAACCGCCGUAUCCUCAAAUUCAUAGACUUCCGGACCCCGGCGUCGUCCAAACCGAUCAACGGCGUCAAGACAUACGACAUCGUCGUAGAUUCCACUCGCAAGCUCUGGUUCCGAGUAUUUGUCCCCACACAGCAGUCCAUAGAAGAUCUCCCGGUGAUCAUAUUCUUUCACGGCGGUGGAUUCGUCUUCCUCGCCCCCGACCAGGACAUUUACGACGCUUUUUGCCGCCGGUUGUCCAGAAAACUGCCUGCAAUCAUUGUUUCAGUCAGCUAUCGUCUUGCACCGGAGCACCGGUACCCUGAUCAGCAUGAUGAUUGCUUUGAUGUGCUGAAAUUUCUGGAUGCUGAGGAGAAUUGUUCGAAAUCGUUACCGGAGAAAACGAACAUUUCACGGUGCUUUGUCGCUGGAGAUAGCGCUGGCGGAAACCUAGUUCAUCACGUUGCUCAAAGAGCAUGCGAAUUCAACUUCCAACGACUUAAGGUAAAUGGCAUGUUAGCAAUUCAACCUUUUUUUGGAGGAGAAGAGCGAACGAAUUCUGAAAAAAAAUUCAACGGAAAAGCUCCCCUUGCGUCAUUAAAGCAAACAGACUGGUACUGGAAUGCAAUCAUGCCGCCAGGUGAAAGUUACAAUCGUGACCAUCCGGUCAUCAAUGUUAGCGGCCCAAUGGCGGUGGACAUAUCAAAAUUAGAUUUUCCGGCGACAAUGGUGGUGGUUGCUGGCUUUGAUUUUCUAUAUGAUUGGCAGAAAAGGUAUUGCGAGUGGCUGAAGAAGUCAGGGGUAGAAGUGUACUUGGUUGAGUACACAAAUAUGUUCCAUGCUUUUUAUGUGUUUCCGGAGUUGCCUGAAUCUGAACAGCUUAUGUGGGAUGUGAAGGAGUUCAUUCAAAAUGUCUUAAUGAAGGUGAAUUUGAAAAAAACCGAAAUGGAGAAAACGGUUGCAAAAAAUGAAAAAUUAGAAAAAGGAGGAACAUAUAUCCAUGUUCGUGCAUCCAAACAAAAGUACAAAAAUCUCUUCGAAGUCAUGGGGAACACAUCGUCAAUGCUCACUCAAUACGACAUCGAAGAAGUCCAAGAACAUUGCAACAACACAUUUUCGCAACAAGAGAUAGUUUCCUUGUACCAAAGGUUCUGUCAGUUGGAUCGUAACAGUGGUGGGUUCAUCUCAGCUGACGAAUUCCUUUCGGUGCCGGAAUUCGCCGUCAAUCCCCUCUCUCAGCGACUAUUCAGGAUGAUUGAUGGAUUGAAUUUCAAGGAAUUUGUGUUAUUUUUAUCUGCAUUUAGUUCUCGUGCGACCUUACAACAUAAAGUAGAAUUCAUAUUCAAGGUUUAUGAUUCUGAUGGCAAUGGGAAGGUUGCAUUCUCUGAUUUGUUAGAUGUUUUAAGGGACUUAACAGGGCAAUUCAUUUCUGAACAACAAAGGGAGAUUGUCCUGACACAUGUUCUUGAGGAAGCAGGGUAUAAAAAAGAUUCUUUAUUAGUUCAAUCCGACUUCAUGAAGAUUCUUGGAAACUCGGGGUUGAAGAUGGAAGUUGAGGUUCCUGUUGACUAGUUUGAGAUUUAGUUUUUACAAAAAUCAGGUGUUUAGAUACUUGUAUCAUGUAGUGUAAACUACUAAUGUUUUUUACCUUUUAGUUACCCGUUGUUUGAAUCUGAAUUUGAUCUUGUUUAUGUCUUCCAAGAGUGUUAGAAUUUGUAUUUUGCAUCACUUUAGUAUCUCUUGAAUUACCUUAAACUUGCAAGUAUUGUGUUUUUGACAUU
Molecule: messenger RNA, 1917 nt
Organism: Lactuca virosa
Lineage: Eukaryota; Viridiplantae; Streptophyta; Magnoliopsida; Asterales; Asteraceae
Source: the annotation of a GenBank genome assembly